AUGGGGAACGCAGCGUCCAGACCGCCGCCCUACCAGCGCCUGCGGGAAGAAGCAAGGGCCAGUGCAGAACGCGCUCGAGAGUUAGCUGAGGAUUCGCGAGCCGCUUAUGAGCGAGGGCAACGCGCACUUGCGAAGGAGCUGCUCGACGAAAGGAAGUAUUACAAGGAACUCUCGGAACGAUGUGAUCGGGAGGCGAGCAAACUGAUUUUUGCUGCUCGCAACGACGGCAGUCACCUUCGGUCUGCCACAUUAGACAUGCGCGGGUUACUCGUCCACGAAGCGUUGGAACGGGUCGCGGAUCGCCUCAAACAAGCGAGGGCAAGGAACGAAGUGGAGUUUUGGGUUAUAACGGGAGGCGAAAACCGCGCUGGCGGGAUGCCCCGGGUGAGGCCUGCGGUGAAGGCGUGGGCUGCGCGACGGAAUAUAGAUCCACCCUCCUCCUCUUGCGGAACUCAAUCAGCACGACACACCAAUCACAUCGCUCCAAGUGGCCAUCCCUGCCACGUCAGCAUGGCCCCUUGCUGCAUCGAGGUCAACCAAUGGGGCCUGGACCCUCCAGGGUACACAGGACAGCGUGCGCGCUCCUCGGCCUGUGUCUCUUCCAUCGCCCACCUUCCUCCCCCAUACACCCGUCUCCACCCUCCAGGCUCCGUGCUGCUAUGGAACAUGAUGAUGACGGGUGCACCCCCCUCUACCUCUGCCCUGUGCAGGUGCCUCCUCUCUCCUCUCACCACGACUUCUGUCAUCAUUUUCUCUCUCCCUUUUGCUCCCGCACUGCUCCCCUCUACUCCUCCAGGCUCCGUGUUGCCGUGGGACAUGCGAGCGCCCCCCUCUGCUUCUGUCCCCGAGAGGUGCCGCCUCUCCCCUCUCACCAUGACUCCUGUCAUUGUUCCCUCUCUCUCUUUUGCUCCCACACUGCCUCUCUCCCCUCCUCCAGGUUCCGUGCUGCUGUGGGACAUGCGUGCCCCCCCUUCUGCCUGUGUCCCCUGGAGCUGCCGCCUCUCCCCUCUCACCACCACCACUGCUCCCACGUCACCACUAGCAGUGACAGGGCUGGUGUUCUCGUACGGGGGUCUGCAUGUCACUGCUGCUGACUCUACAGGGGGGCUAAGAGUGCUUGAGGUGAGGCUUUAA
This is a messenger RNA of Closterium sp. Yama58-4, 1134 nucleotides long. Lineage: Eukaryota; Viridiplantae; Streptophyta; Zygnematophyceae; Desmidiales; Closteriaceae. The record is from the annotation of a GenBank genome assembly.